This is a messenger RNA of Blastomyces dermatitidis ER-3, 2302 nucleotides long. Its product is annotated as arginine metabolism regulation protein III. Gene Ontology annotation, cellular component: nucleus; cytoplasm. The coding region runs from base 349 to 1719 and encodes 456 amino acids. NCBI's taxonomy places the organism in Eukaryota, Fungi, Ascomycota, Eurotiomycetes, Onygenales, Ajellomycetaceae. Gene Ontology annotation, molecular function: inositol-1,4,5,6-tetrakisphosphate 3-kinase activity; inositol hexakisphosphate kinase activity. The record is from RefSeq and is a predicted model, not a curated record. Gene Ontology annotation, biological process: phosphatidylinositol phosphate biosynthetic process; inositol phosphate biosynthetic process. The transcript has 2 exons.
CGACUUCUUACUUCUUUCGGCUUCACCGGUUGAUUCCAAUUAAUGAUUGCCAUCAGCGAUGCAUCCAUCCGCCCAACUCUCCAUCCUCUCCUUUCCUGUCCUCUUCUCUCCUCUGCGUCCACGGCUGAGCCAUCUCCUCCUUAAACCUCUUCCGCUCCUUAUUUGUUUUUGAAAGCUUGCAAUAGUUAUCCUUCUCUCCUUUGUCAACUCUCCCCCCGCUAUACUCGCUGUUGAUUCCCCCUUUGUUGUCCGCUAUCAUAAUGCGUUGAUAGCCUUCUCAUUCUGUGUCCUGUUUGAGCUCCCAACACCCUUGUUCUGCUAGUGUCAGAUUGGUUACUGUGUCUUAUCAUGCCCUCCGCUUCGGCUCCGGAGAAUCGCAAGGCCCAGAAACUCGAGGAGGACACUUUUGUUGCAUUUGGUCACGCCGCUGCUGGACAUGAUGGCGUGCUCUGCAAUCCCUCCGGUUCACUAAUCGCAAAACCAUGUACUCUCCAAGAAAUUGAAUUCUACGAGUCUAGUCUCCACCACCCUAGCUUCCAGCAAUUUAUGCCCCAGUUCAUUGGCACUCUAUCCAACCCUACGCCCGCAAAUGUCCUUGAAAUCCCAACAAGCGAAAGCAGGACCUCUUUAGUUACUGCCGCUGUGGACCCGUCUGCGACUUCAUCCUCCGGCACGGAUUCACCUCUGACUCCGGAGCUUGGUAGAAAGCCCGAUCUUGUUACCGUGCCAGUUGCCGUCGCCUCGCAUAAAGAGCCCGCCGAAUGGUUUCCGUCCCAGGGACAGAAGAUCACCAGCAGCGUAUCGAUAGUGCUUGAGAAUGUGACGGCAGGUUUUAAGCGACCAAACGUCUUGGACGUAAAGCUUGGCGCCAGACUCUGGGCGGACGAUGCUGCUCCUGCUAAAAGGGCUAGGUUGGAGCAGGUAUCUUUAGAAACUACGAGUUCUGUGUUAGGAUUCCGCAUCGCCGGGAUGAAGAUAUGGGUUGGUGAGAAUGCGGAAAAAGAGGAAAAGGUUCUCGGAACUACGCAAACGAAAUCACAUGACACCAUUAAAUCGAAACAAAUCGUUGUCGAGACCGUGGAUGGGUACAGGCGGUAUGACAAGUGGUAUGGUCGCUCAUUCAACGUGGACAACGUUAAGGAAGGCUUCGAGACAUUCCUCGAUGGCGCCAAGGAGGGUAAAAUCGAUAGGUCGAAAUUGAUCGCCAAGAGAAUAGCGGAAAGGUUACGCGCUAUGCAGGCAGUUCUUGAGGCGGAGGAGAGCAGAAUGUACUCCUCCAGCGUCCUGAUUGUCUACGAAGGGGAUCCAGAAGCGUUGGAGGAAGCUCUCGUCAGGGAAGGUAACGCCGAAACUCAAGGAAAUAAUGGUAAUAAAUUAGACGACGGAUCGGAAUCGGAGGCUGAAUACGAGAUAGAGAUUCCUGGGGGCUCCUCAACCUUGCAGAUCGUCGAUAUGAAGGUGGAUGGGGAAUCAAUCACACCAGGCGGCAUUAAGCUCGAGAUCAACCCUAACAACCUCGGGGAAAUUGAUUUUGACAUCGACGGAGUAGGAGAAGAAGAAGACGACGAAGACGCAGAUGAAAUACCGCACAAAGUCCAGGAUAUCCGCUUCAUCGAUUUUGCCCAUGCAACAUGGACGCCUGGGCAGGGACCGGAUGAAAAUGCACUGCUGGGGAUUCGAAGCUUAGUGCGUAUGAUGGAUGAGCUUGCGGAAGCCUAAAAAGAAAAAGAAAAAAAGCUGGUCACAGCCGUGGAUUUCAAUUGUGACUUGUGGCGCACCUAGAAGGAAAAUGGAAAAGGAAAGAAAGAAAAAGGAAGAAAGAUAUGAACGUGCAAUUGAAUAAAACGAAUACGAACUGAUAUUCCAUCCGCUAUUUUAUGGCAUGGCAAGGCGGGCAAAUUUCUCACCCUUUUCAUUGCUUGAAACCGCGAUCCUCAACCUGCAAACAACACUCUCUUAUCCCUCUCGAUAUCCUAAUUCCCUAAGCCCAAAACUUGCAUAGAGCGUUGAUAUUUCCUAGUGAUUAUAAUGAGAUAAUGAAAACGAGCAUGCGAACACCUCACCACUCUGAGGGCGGUUAGAUGCUGGUUAUUCUCACAACUAACGGAAAACAAAAUAAAAUAAAACCAUAGUUACAUGAAACAAUUUCUUCAUCGGCUCAAGGGACACAAGGACCAUCCUGCUACAGUGAAGCCAUAUAUUGUGUAUUGUAGACCGACUAGUAACUAGACAUCUGGGCAAGAUGGUACAGCAUAUACAUGUACAUGUACGAGUUUACUCUGUACAAGUAUUUGUAGGCUAC